Molecule: messenger RNA, 6441 nt
Organism: Chiloscyllium plagiosum (whitespotted bambooshark)
Lineage: Eukaryota; Metazoa; Chordata; Chondrichthyes; Orectolobiformes; Hemiscylliidae
Gene: fgd5a
Product: FYVE, RhoGEF and PH domain containing 5a
Cellular component (GO): cytoplasm
Molecular function (GO): guanyl-nucleotide exchange factor activity; metal ion binding
Source: RefSeq, a predicted model, not a curated record
AUGGACUCUCAGGGGAAUGUAUCAUUGAACAACCAAGUUUCUGGUUAUGAAACAGGCUGUAAUGCAAUGAGGGGUAUGUCAGGUUCCAAGCGACCGAUUGUGAUAGGAGACGCUCUAGUCAGAGAAAUAAAGAAGCCCCCCUUGGCACCCAAACCGAAACUCCACCAUCAACUUUGCUCAGCGGCUGUUUCAAGGCUGAUUUCUUCUCCGAUUCCAAAGUCAGGUGAUGUCUCUUAUCCACUUCUUGGUUCUAGGGGAGCGAAACCACCGAUUGCUCCAAAACCAAACUUGGCCAACAAGGAGCCAGUGGUCGAGGUCAAGUUGACUCUCCAUGGGAACAGUUUAGGCGAGUAUGCUGAUGGCACAUUGUCACUCGCUGAUCCACAGCAGGUGCUUAACUUUGAUGGGCUCUCCAUUCCUGACACACGAGAUGAAACUGAAGUCACCGUCUUGUAUCCAGAGCGACAAUUGACUGUUGAGACUGAUAUCGAUGAAGUGAAUACUUUUUGGGAAGGUGGGACAACAAAAACACAGGAGAACGGGACUCCAGUGUGUGGUGACAGUGACUGUCAAGAGAUUUUACAUGAUGAUGAGUUUGUGCAGUCAGAAGACAAGGACUUAACAAAUAUGGAUCCUUGCUUUUUGUGCAGAUGUACGGAGGUGGACUAUGUUGAAGGUCAACCAGUUGUGGUGUCUGUAGGCAGCGAAGAGGGUAAUGUUGGAGUUGCUGUUAGUGAGGCUAGCCAGGAAACGGACUCACAAGAAACACCCCAGACGGAACUGCAUGCCUCAUACAAUGAUGGUGACAAUGUAAACAGCAUAGAAGAAAAUGUAAGCGUUACAGCAGACCAGCAAGAAUAUGCCGGAGAGGAGGCAGAUGGUCCUGGGGAGAAGACAGAGGGUCCUGGGGAGGAGGCAGACGGGCCUGGGGAGGAGGCAGAGGGUCCUGGGGAGAAGACAGAGGGUCCUGGGGAGGAGGCAGACGGGCCUGGGGAGGAGGCAGACGGUCCCGGGGAGGAGGCAGAGGGUCCCUGGGAGGAGGAGGCAGAUGGUCCUGGGGAGGGGGCAGAGGUUCCCAGGGAGGAGGCAGAGGGUCCCGGGGAGGAGGCAGAGGGUCCCGGGGAGGAGGCAGAGGGUCCCGGGGAGGAGGCAGAGGGUCCCGGGGAGGAGGCAGAGGGUCCCGGGGAGGAGGCAGAGGGUCCCGGGGAGGAGGCAGAGGGUCCCGGGGAGGAGGCAGAGGGUCCCGGGGAGGAGGCAGAGGGUCCCGGGGAGGAGGCAGAGGGUCCCGGGGAGGAGGCAGAGGGUCCCGGGGAGGAGGCAGAGGGUCCCGGGGAGGAGGCAGAGGGUCCCGGGGAGGAGGCAGAGGGUCCCGGGGAGGGGGCAGAGGGUCCCGGGGAGGGGGCAGCGGGUCUCGGGGAGGAGGUAGAUGAUCCCGGGGAGGGGGCAGAGGGUCCUGGGGAGGAGACAGAUGAUUCACGAGUUGAGGCCGAUGAGACCAAGGACACAGAUGAUGGGGCAAUGUGGGUCAAAGCCAGUGGGGAGGCAGCAGGCGGACUCUGGGUAGAUGUGCUGGGGAAGGCCCAGGACACAGCAGACGGGGACACAGCAGACGGGGACUGCGCAGAUGGAGAUACUGCAGACAGGCUUUGCCAAUGUGAGAGAUCAGCAAACGAGCCUGGGGUAGGUGAGAAUGAGGCAGGUGGGCAUGAGGGAGAUGGGAAUAAGGGAGAUGAACCUCGGGAAUAUGGGGAAGAGGUGGAUGGGAAUAAGGGAGAUGGGUCAGGGGGAGAUGGGGAAGAGGUAGGUGGGAAUAAGGGAGCUGAACCUCGGGAAGAUGGGGAAGAGGUGGAUGGGAAUGAACCUCGGGAAGAUGGGGGAGAGGUGGACGAAUGUGUUGGAACAUUAUUAACUGGAACAUCGAAGCUGCUGAAUUAUGAAGGGGAAAAGAACAUGACUACAUUAUCACCAAACACUCAAUCCUGGCACGUAAAGGAGGAACUUGGUCAAAAUGAAGAACCAGUGGAAUUGUCACAUUCCUCCAUAACUGCAGAACAGGGGGAGACAUCUGAGAGGGACGAUCAGCUGGGUAUCUCUCCCGAAAAUACCGUAGAGAAAGUCAGUCUUGCCAACUCUAACUGUGUCCUUAGAUUCGCAGUUGAAAGUGGAUACAGGCGACUAUUGAAACAAGACUCUGAAGCCUCUGAAGGGAUAGAUGGAAUGCUACCUUUGUAUUUUGAAAGAGCUGAUUUGGGAGGAGGGAGUGAGUUAGUUGAUAAAGUGGGUGCUGAUAAACCUGUUACCACUGAUUGGAAUAACACAAGAUCAAGAGCAAGGUCUCUUAGUGUGAAAGUGCCAGAUACAGUUUUGGAAGAAACCGGAAUCCCACUUCAAAAAGCAGCCAGAGCAGCCGGAGAAGAUUGUAACCUCGGUGACGUGUCAGUAAACAGGAGGUUGUUUACUGCAAAGCACAGAUGCUACACUUUCUAUCCCCAUUCAUUUUCUGUUGAAGCAAAGGAUCUGCCCAUUUCUAUUUAUAGACAAACAGAGAGACUUUUUGAUAACAAAAUGGAGACAAUGGAAGAUAAUCUCUCCCUACUUUCUGUUGUUCCACCAUCGGGCAGUUUGCUAAAACCGAAUCCUCUCCCGACCUCUGCAGCCUCUAGUCCCUCCUCUGUGGUGGAUAUCCCUCCUCCGUUUGAGCUUGCCAGUAUCACCAAAAAACCCAUCACCAAAAGUUCACCGUCACUCUUGCUUGAAAACGAAUCUCCGGAUAAAUAUUUAAAACAGAAUGCAAAGAAAAAGUCAUCCUUCAAACGGUUUUUGCCCAUUAAAUUUCGGAAAAAGGUGGAAAAUAAGAUCGCAGUUGAGGUGAAUGUGUGCAAGCCUCAAUCGGAUACAGUAAGGGUCCUGGAUUUUGAUCGGAGGAGUUUGGGGAAUUCGCCGCAGAUUAAGACGCGAUCUGGAAAGAUGCGAGUGUGGGAUUCUUCCUCCACCUUCCUAAUCAACAAAGAUGGCAAGAGGAAAGGGACACCAAAACCUUUCAGUAGAAGCGUGACAAGGGUCGAGUCCUUUGAGGAUAGGUCACGGCUUUCUUACUCAUCGCUCCCAUUAACUAAACCGCGAUCCAUUUCCUUCCCCAAUGCCGACACAUCUGAUUACGAAAACAUUCCAGCAGUCAGCUCAGACUACGAAAACGUGCAAAUUCCAUCCAGGAGGAAUGGCCGCUCCGGGACCUUCACUGAAUUCUUUGACAACCCCAGCAGAGCUUUCAGCUCCGCCUCGGAAAACGAUGGAUACGUGGACAUGAGCAGCUUCACCCCAUUCGAGAGCCGCAAGAACAUGGAUCAGGAACUUGAGAGUGUCGAGAGUGAGACGCUGACAGCAUGCUUGCCCAGUGGAGACGAGCUUGUAUCAGACGAGGAGAUUGGAAACAGUUCAGAGUCUGAGGAGAUCGAUAGGGACAUGGCUGAACAGAGUAACAUUGAACUGGAAGCCUAUCACAUUGCAAAAGUCAUAACAACUUCUGAAAGAGCGUACGUCAGUGUGCUGAAGCUCCUACACACAGACUUCAGAAGAGUUGCCCUGGGGGCUGUUGAUGGUGAAGCAUGCCCUGUGCUGGACCGAGAAGUAGUCACUGUCAUCCUGUGUGCUGUCUCUGAGCUCCUUGAUCUCCACCAGGAAAUACUGCAGGAGUUGGAACAGAGUGUGACUGAAUGGGAGCAGGCGGCUCCAUGUUUGGCGCAUGUGAUCUUAGCCCGAGGGCCCAGACUGAGUGUGUACUCCAGGUAUAUUGAGCAAUUUGAACAUAACCUCGCAAUCCUGGAACAAUCCUGUAGCAACUCACGAGGGCUUUCCACAAGACUGCUGGAGUUUGAGAUCCAUCCUGAUUCUAACAGGCUGACUGUAAAGCAAUGUCUUUUCAUGCUGCUACUGCGAGUCCCUCAGUAUCACCUUUAUCUGACAGAUUACUUGAAUAAUUUACAUCCCGACAAUUCUGAAUAUGAAGAUACUCAAGCUGCUGUGUGUGUCGUGAGGACAGUGUGUGAGCAGCUGAGAACAUGUGUUGCCCAAGCGGAGAAUCUACAGAAGCUGUUGGAAGUUGAGCACCAAGUGAAAGGAGUGCACCAGCUCUCACAGCCUGGGAGGGUGCUUAUCAAGAAAGGAGGAUUGCUGAGAGUGACAGAAGGAACACGAAGGCCUCGAUACUGCUUCCUGCUCAGCGACAUGUUCCUAUACACUGCGCCCCAGCAUAGUGGGAAAUACCAACUCAACAAGACACUGCCACUGCAUGGCAUGAAGGUGAGCAGAGUGUCUGUCGAAGACUCUGAGAUGCUGCUGAGGAUCCAGAGUGUGCGAGGCUCCAUCACACUCUGUGCCAGCUCUUCGACAGAGCGUGAUGAAUGGCUGGCUGAUAUCAGCAGAGCAGUGGAUGAUUAUCAGAGGUCACAGACGUUCUUGAGCCUGAGAGGGAAUGCUGAGCUAUCCUCGGAGAAGACAGACAGUGGUCUAGGUGCCAAGCCACCAAUGCUGAUUCCUGACUCCCGAGUGGGUAUGUGUAUGAUCUGCUCAAGUGACUUCUCGCUGACAUGGAGACGUCAACACUGCCAUGCAUGUGGAAAGGUUAUAUGUCGAACAUGUUCCAGAAACAAGUAUCCACUCAAGUAUCUGAAAGGAAGGUUGGCCAGAGUGUGUGACCAGUGCCACAGGGAGCUGAAAAGGAAAGAAUUAUUAACAGAGAGUGAAAAGGCUCCAUCAUUACUGGCUCACUCACCAAGCACUACAUUCUCGUCAGUGUUUCACAGUUUCCACACAACCUCCCUCCGCAAACAGAAGAGGAUUCCAAUGGCUCUGAAGGAGGUUGAAGCUUCAGCUGAGGGAGUGUCAAUGAGUGGAUAUCUCCAGAGGUGUAAGAGGAACAAGAGACAUUGGAAGAAACUCUGGUUUGUCAUUCAUGAAAAAGUGCUGUACACCUACAGAGCAAGUGGAAACAAGGUCGCCGCAGAAAGCUUGCCUUUAUUGGGCUUUACUAUCAAGGGAUCAAAGGAUGAUGACCACUCUGGACCCAGUGUACUGUUUCAGCUUUACCACAAAAAUGUCCUUUACUACACAUUCAAAGCUGAGGACACACACACAGCACAGAGAUGGAUUGAAGCCAUGUUUGAAGCCACCGUAUUAUAGCAUUUGUGGGUCUUGCCAAUGUGAGAUAUUCCUUUCUGCUCUGGCCUCCAGCGGGUAUGUGAGGAAAUAAUUGUGACUCACCACCAUAAAAUAUUCCUUGUAACACAGGACAAUUAAAGGAAGGUUUCUGACUGUAUUCAGCAUGUGAUCUCAAUUGUUCAUUCCACACCAAUUGCCAAUUUUUUUUCCGACUUCAUUAUUAAGCAAGUUACUACUCUUCCAACAAGAAGUUGUCUCUCACUCUGGAAGGAGCAACCGACUCUCGCAUUACUACUCCUGGAGCAGCUGAAAACUUAAAGCACUGGAUACCUGAUUUAUAAUGUUCUCCCUGAGUGGUCGAGGCCUAGUCAGAGAUCUCGAUGAGCAAAUAAAUUCCCCCCAACACCCCGGAUAUAUGGUGAAGGAGGGAAGAGAUGUAGUUGGCACAGUGAGCAGUUGUCAAAAUAGGGCUUGAAUGACAGGGAUCAGUCACUUUCAAGUGCGAUUCCUCUUGAGACAGCAUGGAUGCUGUUAAGUGAUUCAAGUUUAGCAAUGCCCACUGUACAGAACCUAGCUGGUAUACAGGAAACCUCAAUUAUCCGGCAUUCGAUUAUUCAAAUUUUGGAUUAUUCCAUCAAGAUCGCAAGGCCCCCAUGCUUGGCUAACUAUGUUAUCUGGCAUUCGAUUAACCGAAUGUAAUACUCCUCGCUCGUGUCCUUCUGAUAAUCGAGGUUCCUCUGUAGUUUGAUUUUUGCAGUGGGUUUAUUGAGUUGCAUUGAUAUCAUGACAAAACUUUAGUAUUUUUUGCUCGCUGGAUGAACAGGACAAAUGAUUGAGAUAAAUAGGGUUUGUGUGUACAAACUGGAUAAAGGUUCUCAUCCCACUAUUGCACAUUGGCACUACAGCAAGGCCCUUCUUUAGGAUUGUACUCCAUCAGACUAAUUGCUGAAUGGAUGGGUCUGGUCUUGAGAGGUGGGUGUCUUAAUGCCUGCUGGAGAUAAGCUGAGCCCUCUGGAUUGGAAUUGCAUUGGUGAACUUGUAAAGCAUUCCUUUAUGCAGAAGUGAUUGUAAGACAGCAGAAACUGAAUAAAGUGCACUAAAGAAAAGUGGAAAUCAAAAUGAUGUCCUGACAAUGGCUGAGCAGGAAUUGUAUAAGUAUAAUAUAUUAUAAAUAAUGGUGAUCACAGGCUAAUGUAGGCUAUGCCAACACCUGAUGAUGACUAAUCGGAAAAGUGAGAAAGUCUGAAAGGAAAAUAUUUAGAAUCAAUAAACAUUUUUAAAUCA